Messenger RNA from Rotaria sp. Silwood1, 924 nucleotides. Lineage: Eukaryota; Metazoa; Rotifera; Eurotatoria; Philodinida; Philodinidae. The record is from the annotation of a GenBank genome assembly.
AUGAAACGAUCCGAUUCAGAAGAAUCUCUUCCGUCUCAAAGUCGAGCUGAUGAUCGUUUUUUUGUUUUUGCUUCCGUAAUAUUACCAUUUCUUGCUCAAGUAGCUUAUCUAUUCGAUGCUUUUUAUUAUCACAUUCACGGCAGAUCUUCAAGUGGUUAUGAAGGUUUACUUUCAUCAAUUUUAAGUGUUUUUGUUUAUUUACAAUAUAGUGCGCCACUACGAUCACGUUAUUUACGUCUUUUCUAUCAUAUAGGUUUAUGGAUAUUAUCUGAAGUUGGAACUUUAGCACAUGUAAUAUAUUAUGCUAAAAGAAAUGAUGUAUUACAUACAGUAUUUUAUACUUUAUGGGCAAUACUAGAUACGAUUUAUUUUAUUUGUCUUAUUUGUUGUCGAGUAUUUUAUAAACAUCGUGGUCUUCGUGUUCAUGUAUCACUUGAACAAGAACAUUUAUUUUAUUUUAUAUCACGUUUAGAAGUUAUUCUCGCUUUAUUUAUUCCAGUUUUUUUCGAUACACAGCUUAUAACAUUAACUAGAGAUAAUAUUGCUUUCUUUAUAUUAUUUGAUUUUUUUGCUGAAUCAUAUCAUCGUUUUCGUGGUGUAGCUAUUAAAGCAACAUUAUAUAUAUUUGUUGUUAUCGUAACAGUAUCUGUUGCAACAGAAUGGUUAUAUAUUGCAAAACAUGAAUUUAAAUUUGAAAUAGCAUCAAUAAUAAGUGAAAUUAUUGCUGCCUGUUUUUGCUAUGCAUUUAUUGUUAUGCAGUUUUUUCCGGGUAAUUUUCUUCCUAAGAAAAAACCAAAACCUCGUCAUAGAGCAAGAACAUUAUCAACAGGAACAUCAAUUGGAACAGCACGUCUUUCUGUUGUGCGUACGAAUAAUUCGAUUUCAAAUGGUAUUAAUUCUGACAAACGUAUUUCGUAUUUUUAA